Molecule: messenger RNA, 1095 nt
Organism: Lactuca saligna
Lineage: Eukaryota; Viridiplantae; Streptophyta; Magnoliopsida; Asterales; Asteraceae
Source: the annotation of a GenBank genome assembly
UGAAUCCAAGUGGGGCGAUUAGUUGGAAAAAUCUAAGGAGUUUGUCUAUUUCCUAUCUGAAAUUAGAUGAAGAUUUGAUUGUAAAUAUAUUAUCUGGAAGUCCUCUAUUGGAAACUUUGGUGUUGGAAGAUUUAGAUGGUUGGAUAGACAACACUACUUCAGAUAAUUCUUUAGAUGAUGAAUCUGAAGCCAAUAUCAUCAAAACCAAUGCUUCUAAUAGUUUUUCACUAACUCAAUGUCCCUAAUUGAAGCUCAAGAAAUUCAAAUUGCUUUCCUAUAAUGAUAUUAAGUUGAAAUCACAACUAAACAGUUGGGUUCUUUAUGCUAUACGGUGUAGUGUUAAAGAGAUUUAUUUAACUUUAUGCACUAAUGGAAUCGAAUAUGAGUUUAUGUUAGAUCAAACUUUUUUCACGAGUUCAUGUUUUACUAAUAUGAAAUUACAUAGGUGCAUGGUUAAUCCAAUUGGGGCAAUUAGUUGGAAAAAUCUUAAGAAUUUGUGGGUAAGUUAUGGGAGUUCAGAUGAAGAUUUGAUUGAAAAAAUAUUAUCAGGGAGUCCUGUAUUGGAAACUUUGGAGUUGAAUCUUUGCUAUGGUUAUAGGCGACUCAAUAUUACUUCAAAGAGUGUUAAAAACUUGGUGAUAUUUGGAUACAAGGAUUAUGAACUUGAUAGAUCUGUAGAUGAUGUCAUCGAAAUCAAUGCGCCUAAUAUUCAAUCACUAACAAUCCAAUAUGAAAUAAAUUUGUUGAAGAUUUUGUUCGUAGAUGUGUCUUCUUUAGUCAAAGCCGACUUAAAUUAUAUUUGUAAAGGGAUCCGGUAUCGCCACACAACGCCCAAAGAAGAGAUGCUUAAAGGAUUUAUAAUGAAUCUUAGCCAUGUCAAGGAAAUUAAAAUCGGGUUUUUUUGUUCUGAGGUUGUUUCUUGUUUGCAAGCUAAAGGUUUCAUUUUUCCAUCAAAUGUCAAGUUUUCUGAAGUCAUCGAGAACUGAACUGAUUUAUGAUGCUUUAAGUUCAUGUUUAGGCAUUAGUUUUCUUUUUUCAAUUCUAACUGGUUAAAUCUGUUAAUCUGAUUAGUUUUUCUUUUUUCAUUAUCUUAUU